CUUCAACAUUUUUUAACAUUACACACGCUACCGAACAGUUAUCUCUAUGCGCAAGCCCGCGUGAGAUCAACGCAGCAGACAAAAUGACGCGCGUAGACUUCUUAUUACAUGAGUCCGCUGUCGGCUAUGCCAUCUUCAAGGUUGUUCACCAGCAGGACACUGUUGGUCUUCACCUGAAGGAGGUUCAAAAAGCUGGCCAGGACCUCUCCAAGUUCGGCAAAAUGGUCCAAUUGGUCAAUUUUGCGCCUUGGAGAAAUGCUGCCGAUGCACUCGAGAACAUCAAUCUAAUCUCGGAGGGUAUUCUUCCCGAUUACCUCAAGUCCAAUCUCGAAUUGAACCUACCCCAAUCCAAGAAAAGCAAGAUCGUACUUGGUGUCGCCGACAAGAAUUUAGCUGGGUCUAUUAAGGCUGUCUUCCCUGGAGUUGAAUGCGAGACCGGUGAUACGUCUGAAGUCGUCGCUGACCUACUACGAGGCAUCCGGCUCCACGCCGCCAAGUUGCUAAAGGGUCUCCAGGAGGGAGAUGUAGAAAGAGCUCAGCUUGGUCUUGGCCAUGCCUACUCUCGUGGAAAAGUCAAGUUCAAUGUCCACAAGAACGAUAAUCAUAUCAUCAGGGCCAUUGCGACCCUGGACAAUCUCGACAAAGGUAUCAACCUAUUCUCCCAGAAAGUGCGGGAGUGGUACGGAUGGCACUUCCCUGAGCUUUACAGCAUCGCUUCCGACAAUCUUACCUACUCUCGUUUGGCUCUAUUUAUCGGCGACAAGUCGACUUUAUCAGAUGACAAGCUUCACGAGAUUGCCGCGCUAGUUAAUGAAGACGAAGAGAAGGCCCAGGAGAUCAUCAACAAGGCCAAGAUCUCAAUGGGACGCGAGUUGUCAGAAGUUGAUAUGAGCAACAUUUCUACUUUCGCCGGCAAGGUCGUUAAGCUCGCCGAGUACCGAAGAACGCUCUACAGUUAUUUGGUGGACAAGAUGAGCACGGUUGCGCCAAACCUGGCUGCGCUUAUUGGAGAGGUCGUCGCUGCUCGUCUCAUCCAGAAGGCUGGCUCGCUGACGAACUUGUCCAAAUACCCAGCUUCCACCCUCCAAAUUCUCGGUGCCGAGAAAGCCUUGUUCCGAGCUUUGAAGACGAAGGGCAACACCCCUAAGUUUGGACUUAUCUACCACAGCUCGUUUAUCGGCCGAGCGAACCAGAAGGACAAGGGUCGCAUCUCAAGAUAUCUUGCCAACAAGUGCAGUAUCGCUAGCCGAAUCGACAACUUUGCUGAGCAGCCGUCCAAGAAAUUCGGCGACGCUUUAAGACAACAGGUCGAAGACCGACUGGAGUUUUACGCAACUGGCAAGAAGCCAACCAAGAACGCAGAUGCGAUGGACCAGGCGAUGGCCGACAUUCUCGCCGAUGGUCAGAGCAUGGCCAUCGACACGGAGAUGAUCGACGGCCCCCUGCCACCUACUGACGCCACGCCCAAGAAAGAGAAGAAGAAGGAUAAGAAAGAUAAGAAGGAGAAGAAGCGCAAGCAUAGCGACGUGAACGGUACGGUGGAGCCAGAGGCGGCCGACGGCGAGAAGAAGAAGAAAAAGAAGAAGAAGCACGCUGAUGAAUGAAGGGGCAUUUCAUCCGCAGGGGCUGAAAGGUUCGACGUUGGUCCAGGCAUCGGCUAGGCGUUCAGGAUUCAGGUGUUGCUUUUUUUUUUAAAAGUCUUUGCUCUCUCUGGCUAUGGUUGUGUAUAUGGCAGGCUCAUACCCGUCCUUCUUAUGCCGAACUGAUAAGAUGAAGUGAAUAUGAGUUUUUUAAUCCAGUUAAAUCACAUAGUGUUGAGUUUCGUGAUGUUUCGACCAACCCCUGAUCUAACAUGUUUGACUGAGGCUCACCGCACGGUCGUAAUUGGGAGAUAUGUUGGCCA
Molecule: messenger RNA, 1903 nt
Organism: Annulohypoxylon truncatum
Lineage: Eukaryota; Fungi; Ascomycota; Sordariomycetes; Xylariales; Hypoxylaceae
Product: Nop domain-containing protein
Exons: 3
Coding region: 84-1604 (506 amino acids)
Cellular component (GO): box C/D methylation guide snoRNP complex; small-subunit processome
Molecular function (GO): snoRNA binding
Source: RefSeq, a predicted model, not a curated record